GAUAUACCUGAAUAUAUUUAGAUGGUUUGGGAAGGAUAUCGGAAAGGAUCUGGCUACGUGGCUGUGGGUGUAUCCGAGGAUUCAAAGAUGGGCAAGGAUAUAAUGUUUAUCUGCUCACAGUCUGGAGUGAAGGAGUAUACAAGUGCAGGAAAAAGUGCCCCUACCCCUAGUUCAGAAAACCAGUUGAAUACAAUAACAACAACAAAUAUUGGAGGAGAUAUGUACUGCAAGUUUGAGAGUGGAACAUUGCUAAAAUCUAAGGGUAUAGAUUUCUCUGCAGAUUUGAAGAAUGAGAAAUAUCAUAUAUUAGUUGCCGUGGGGGAUGGAGAACUAUCAUAUCAUGCUCAGAAUAAGAUUGGUAGCGGAGAACCCUCAGCUCUAGGUCUAGUUCAAGCACAAGGUUCAAGUUCUAAGGUUCUGCUCAAGGUGCAUGGUUUAGCUAUGAUAGCUGCCUGGGUUGGUUGUGCUGGAACAGGGAUGAUGAUUGCUAGAUACUUCAAAAAUACUUGGAAGGGAACCAAGGUUAUGGGCACAGAUGUUUGGUUUACAGCUCACAGAUCCUUGAUGAUGAGCGCUGUCCUGUUUACAGCUAUAGGAUUAAUACUUGUCAUGAUUCAUAAUAAAGGAUGGAAUUAUACAGCAGAAUCAAUCAGAAACAACCCUCACCCAGCGCUCGGCCUCGCCACAGUAAUCCUGGCCUUCAUGCAACCUGUCAUGGCAGUGUUUAGGCCUCAUCCUGGUACAAAAUUUCGACCUAUCUUUAACUGGGGACACACCAUUGUGGGCAAUGCCGCCUUUUCAAUAGGUAUUGCUGCCAUUUUUCUCUCUGGUGAUCUACCCGCUAUCAGGAUUGAAUAUAAAGGAUAUGUUGCUUGUUUGAUUGUUUACAUUAUUGUUUACACUCUGGUUCAACUCUUCCUGGCGUUCCACAAUUUAAUGAUGGAACGAUCUGAGGCUAAGACAGAGGUUCAUCCUAUGGCAGAGAAGGGAGGAGAGCUGGAGGAUAUACCUGUAGAGAACAAGGAUAAACCUGGAUCAAAGAUUAGACAAAUUGUUCUUCUUCUCUUCAUUCUCUUCUCUCUAGCUGUCUCAAUUUCACUUAUUGUCGCGAUAUUCAAGUUCGACUAGUCACUCAAAAUUUAUUUUUAUUUGAUAUUCAUGUUUAAAGUACAGAUACACAUUUUUUAAUGUAUUUAUUUUAUUUCUAUGACACCAUAUUCUAAAGAAUUAUUAAGUAACAGUAGUAAUAUGUAAUACAUUAUUCAAAAAACACAGUGCAUAAAUAAAGCUUUUAAACUUUA
This is a messenger RNA of Eurytemora carolleeae, 1301 nucleotides long. Its product is annotated as putative ferric-chelate reductase 1 homolog. Bases 22 to 1128 code for a protein of 368 amino acids. The transcript is spliced from 10 exons. Lineage: Eukaryota; Metazoa; Arthropoda; Copepoda; Calanoida; Temoridae. The record is from RefSeq and is a predicted model, not a curated record. Gene Ontology annotation, molecular function: oxidoreductase activity, acting on metal ions.